Molecule: messenger RNA, 1691 nt
Organism: Columba livia (rock pigeon)
Lineage: Eukaryota; Metazoa; Chordata; Aves; Columbiformes; Columbidae
Product: protein-L-isoaspartate(D-aspartate) O-methyltransferase
Exons: 9
Coding region: 501-1244 (247 amino acids)
Biological process (GO): protein modification process
Cellular component (GO): cytoplasm
Molecular function (GO): protein-L-isoaspartate (D-aspartate) O-methyltransferase activity
Source: RefSeq, a predicted model, not a curated record
CCCGGUGCCGGUCCCGGCCCGGCGCGGCGGCGGGCCUGGCGGGAGGGGGCGGCCCGGGCCCGUUCCGGGGUCUCUCGGCCUCGCGUUCCCCAGCACGGCGGCGGCCGCGCGGUGCCGGCUGAACCGGGGCCGAACCCCCUCCCCCGUGGGGCGGCUCUUGUGGCUCCGGUGUCGGCCCUGCCGCCGCCUUCCCGAGGCGGUGCCGCGGUCCUGCCCGCCCCGCUGCCCCCCGCCCGGCGGCCCCGCCGUCACCCGCUGUCACCGUGACCCCACCGGCGGCUCCUCCCGGCCCUGGGUUUUGGGGCUCAACAAGGCAGCUGCUUUGGCUCUUGCCUGUGGGUUCCCGGGGCUGACAGGCUGCCCUGCGCAACGGCACACUGUAGUGUUGUAACCCCUACAGUAAGUGCGGUGUCGCAUUUCGAGGAGGAAAGGUGACUUUCUGGCGGCUGUGGAAGCACCAGUUCUGAAUUCCCCCGCAGGCCGCUGCCCGAGCGCGGGGGAUGAGCGGCCCGCGGCCCGCGGCGCUCGCGCUCAUGGGGCUGCUGUUCGCCAGGACCAUGGCCUGGGCCUCCAGCGGCAAGACGCACCCCGAGCUGGUCAACAACCUCUACAAAAAAGGGAUAAUUAAAUCCCAGCGAGUCUUUGAUGUGUUGCUGGCUACUGACAGAGGUCACUACAUCAAGUAUUUCCCAUACAUGGAUUCUCCUCAGUCUAUCGGCUACAAGGCUACAAUCAGUGCUCCGCAUAUGCACGCCCACGCGCUGGAGCUGCUGAAGGACCAGCUGGUGGAAGGUGCCAAGGCGCUGGACGUGGGAUCGGGCAGCGGGUACCUCACGGCGUGCUUUGCCAGGAUGACGGGCCCAACAGGGAAAGCUGUGGGCAUAGAGCACAUCAAAGAACUGGUACACGAAUCCAUCAGAAACGUCCAAGAAGAUGAUCCAAGUUUGCUGAGCUCUGGCCGUGUGAAACUCGUGGUUGGCGAUGGCAGGCAGGGGUACCCCGAAGAGGCUCCGUACGAUGCCAUUCACGUUGGAGCAGCAGCCGCCGCUGUGCCGAAGGAGCUGCUGAAUGAAUUGAAGCCGGGAGGUCGGUUAAUACUGCCAGUGGGUCCCGAAGGCGCGAACCAGUUCCUGAUGCAGUACGACAAAACCAGCGACGGGCAGAUCAUCGAAACGCAACUGAUGGGCGUGAUCUACGUUCCUCUGACAGAUAAGGAAAAGCAAUGGCCUCGGGAUGAAUUCUGAUGGAUGGCUGUCUCUAAGGUGACCUCAGAAAGCUCAGGAAUGGGACUUGUGGCUGUAGAUGGUCUGCAUGAUUUUGUUUUGUGAACAACAGCUGUAUCGGUGGAUGUCCUUGUGAAGGCAAGUUCUGCGGUAGCAGAGCUCUUACAGGGAUGGAGAAAAGGGCGUUUCUCCGGCAGCCGUACCAGGGCAGGCUCUCGGAGGCCGCAUCGCUUCCUGACAGCGCACGGAUCCAGAUAACUCUGGCUUUCCUCUCUGAUCAGCUAUAGGUAACAUCUAUUCACAGCGAAUUGUGAAAGCAAACAGGAAUAACUUAAACCUGCACUAAAAAUACCCUUUAAUAUUGACUACUCUGCCUAAUGCUUGAAGAAAAUAAGGCACAAUUACUGUUUCAGAGCAGCGACCUACCCUGAUUUAUCGAAGUUUAAUUACAAGAGCCAGUUCUCUUCC